Molecule: messenger RNA, 1019 nt
Organism: Fonticula alba
Lineage: Eukaryota; Rotosphaerida; Fonticulaceae
Product: Ras-like protein Rab-2A
Exons: 5
Coding region: 1-654 (217 amino acids)
Cellular component (GO): Golgi apparatus
Molecular function (GO): GTP binding; GTPase activity
Source: RefSeq, a predicted model, not a curated record
AUGUCGAACUACGCCUACCUCUUCAAGUACAUCAUCAUCGGUGAUACUGGUGUCGGCAAGUCUUGCCUGCUCCUGCAGUUCACCGACAAGCGCUUCCAGCCGGUCCACGACCUCACCAUCGGUGUGGAGUUCGGCGCGCGCAUGAUCUCGAUCGACAACAAGGAGAUCAAGCUCCAGAUCUGGGAUACCGCUGGCCAGGAGUCCUUCCGCUCCAUCACCCGGUCGUACUACCGCGGUGCCGCUGGUGCCUUGCUCGUCUAUGACAUCACCCGUCGUGAGACCUUCAACCACCUGGCCUCCUGGCUGGAGGACGCGCGCCAGCACUCCAACUCCCAGAUGACCAUCAUGCUGAUCGGUAACAAGAGCGACCUCGAGAGCCGUCGUGCGGUUCCUCGCGAGGAGGGCGAGGCUUUCGCCCGCCAGCAUGGUCUUUUCUUCCUGGAGACUUCGGCCAAGACCGCCGCCAACGUCGAGACCGCCUUCCAGCAGACUGCUCUCGACAUUUAUGACAAGAUCAACCAGGGUGUUUUCGACGUGACCAACGAGUCCAGUGGCAUCAAGGUCGGGCCCUCCCACGGCGGCUCGACGCCGAAGGGGAAAGUCGAUCUUGGCGCCAGCGAGAAGGAGUCCGAGGGCGGCUGCGACAAGUGCUAAUACGCAGGGGUUCCCUGCUGCUUUACUUGCUCACACUGCCGACCCAAAGCACUGUUGCUCCUCCUUCCCUCCCUCCUACACUGUGCAUAUGCAUUGAUGGCCCAUAUUACCCCCCCCCCCCCAAUCUACUCUUCUCUCCCUCCUUCGAUGGCCAUCGCUUCACAAUUGCACACGCCGCCUCCUCUUCAGAAUGUCCCCCUUGCGCACGCUCGUGCGUAUGUGUGUAUCCGCGCGUCCGCGUCAUGUGUUUGCCGUGAAUUCUCCCAUCCCACCUGUGAGGGCACUUCCGCAUGCGUCCAUACACACACGCGCGCACGCGCGCACGCACGCGCGCACGCCCGCAUACACACACACACACACACACA